This is a messenger RNA of Ceratitis capitata (Mediterranean fruit fly), 3834 nucleotides long. RefSeq names its product G protein alpha q subunit. The record is from RefSeq and is a predicted model, not a curated record. The coding region runs from base 1287 to 2348 and encodes 353 amino acids. Gene Ontology annotation, biological process: adenylate cyclase-modulating G protein-coupled receptor signaling pathway; phospholipase C-activating dopamine receptor signaling pathway. Gene Ontology annotation, molecular function: guanyl nucleotide binding; GTPase activity; G-protein beta/gamma-subunit complex binding. The transcript is spliced from 10 exons. Gene Ontology annotation, cellular component: heterotrimeric G-protein complex. Lineage: Eukaryota; Metazoa; Arthropoda; Insecta; Diptera; Tephritidae.
UGCCGACUGCGGGUAUAAUGUUGUUUUCUCCCUCAUUCCUUGCCAUUCAUUUCAGUAGUGCAGUGUAAUUUUUCUUGUGUGUGGUUUAAUGUUUAAAUAACUGUCUGCACUUUUACGAAAAGAGUAAAUAGAAAACGUUUCAUUAUUUAAAGAACGCAAAGAUGUGCAUGGACAUGGAGGCGCGAAAUUAAUUUUAGAGAAGAAUUAGUAAAAUAAAAUAUUUCCUCUUCCACGGAGAAGAGUGUAUAACGAACGAAAUAAUAAAAAAAAUAUAGAAAAAUUUAAAAGUGCAGCAAAAGUGGCCGAAGCGGAAAAAUGUUCCUUAUAUUUUAGAGACGUGUAGCAUUUUUAAAGAAAUGAAUGAUCAAGGCGAUAUAUGCAACAUAUGGAAUCGCUAACAUACCUAGAAGGAAAUAUUGUAAUUCCGAUUGACCAUAGAACAACAAAUGCAGCAACAAUAGUUCGCCAAAAUAGCAAUAUCAUAGUUUCUGCAGGGAUUCAUUAAAAAGGAUUAAUUUUAAGGAAAAGAAACAAACCCACAACAAAAAAAAAUAAAUAAAUAAACCAUUCGCCUAACAUUGCUUCAUUGAAGAGAAGCAACAACUACGACAAAAAACCACAAACUUUUGAUACGAGUUUCUUAAGUUUCUAAAGCUUUCAACACCAAACAAUUUUAAUUGAUGUUUAUGUUUUUUGUUUUUAAAUAAAGUCUUACAAAGUAGAAGAAACGUUACCAAUCGCUGGCUGCAACUUGAAGAUUUGUAAAUACUUGUGCAAUAAAUAUUGAAGCUUAAAGCGGAGGAGCAGAGCUUCUUCAAAAAAUAAAAUACAAAAUAGCAUAUAAAGUGAAAAUUUCAUGUGAAAGCCAAAGUUCAAUUUCAAAUUCUGCUUUGCAUACACACAUAGGUGGAGAUAAGUGCGUAUUUGUUGACCAGCAACAUCGAUUGUUGCAAGAAGGGAAGUGACACGGCGAUACACUCCUAUCGAGGCGGUGGCAAAGGAACUGAGGCACCACUUGCAGUAACUAAUAUUAUUUUUACUAGCCCCGCCAUCAUUGGCCACAGAAAAGUUGCAACAACCACGCUCCUCCACGAAGAGCAAAGCGCAACGGUGGUGGCAAGGCGGCUACAUCGAAAGCAACAGCAACAACAAAAACAGUGCGAGUGUUUCGCAAAAAAGCUUUUACUUUAAAUAACCAAAAUUUGCCGUGCUAAGAGUCCAGUAGUACACAUACACUAGCGUGUGUGGUUAAGAGUGUGGCGUAAACAGCCAAAAAUUUAGCUAGUAUGGAGUGCUGUUUAUCGGAGGAGGCGAAGGAACAGAAGCGUAUCAAUCAGGAAAUCGAGCGACAAUUGCGUCGAGACAAGCGCGAUGCGCGAAGGGAACUCAAACUCUUACUGCUCGGUACUGGUGAGUCCGGCAAAUCGACAUUCAUCAAACAGAUGCGUAUUAUUCACGGCAGCGGUUACUCCGACGAAGAUAAACGGGGUUACAUUAAAUUAGUCUAUCAAAAUAUAUUCAUGGCCAUGCAGUCGAUGAUCAAGGCCAUGGAUAUGUUGAAAAUUUCGUAUGGCAAAGACGAGCACGGCGAACUUGGCGAACUGGUGAUGAGUAUCGAUUAUGAAACGGUUACAUCAUUCGAAGAUCCAUAUUUGUCAGCCAUAAAAAAUCUGUGGGCAGAUACUGGCAUACAAGAAUGUUACGAUCGACGAAGAGAAUAUCAACUUACAGAUUCGGCAAAAUACUAUCUUAGUGAUCUUGAUCGUAUUGAAAAGGAAGAUUUCCUGCCCUCUGAGCAGGAUAUUCUGCGUGCUCGUGUGCCCACUACAGGGAUACUUGAGUAUCCAUUCGAUUUGGACGGUAUCGUGUUUAGAAUGGUGGACGUGGGCGGUCAGCGUUCUGAGAGAAGAAAAUGGAUUCAUUGCUUUGAGAAUGUGACUUCAAUCAUAUUUUUGGUUGCGCUAUCGGAAUACGAUCAAAUUUUAUUCGAAUCUGAUAAUGAGAAUCGUAUGGAAGAAUCAAAAGCUUUAUUUAGGACUAUUAUUACGUAUCCGUGGUUCCAAAAUUCAUCAGUUAUUCUUUUCUUAAAUAAGAAAGACUUAUUAGAGGAGAAAAUUAUGUAUUCGCAUUUGGUAGAUUACUUUCCCGAAUAUGACGGUCCACAAAGAGAUGCGAUUGCCGCCCGAGAAUUCAUACUUCGUAUGUUUGUAGACCUUAAUCCUGAUUCCGAAAAAAUCAUCUAUUCUCAUUUCACCUGUGCUACGGAUACUGAAAAUAUUAGAUUCGUGUUUGCAGCUGUUAAGGACACAAUUCUCCAAUCAAAUCUGAAGGAAUAUAAUCUGGUCUGAAGUGCUUUCAGAUGGUCAGACAAUUUUUGUGAUUUUAUUAUAUUCAUGAUUCCUUUUUCGCAUAAAAAUAUAUAAGUAAAACAAACAAAAAAUACAUAUAAUACUAAAUUAAAAGAAAAAAGUAAGCAAAAAAAAAAAUUAGACAAACAAAAUAGCGCAAAUGGCGAGGAAUAUAUAUAAACUAACGAUUAUUUAAAAGAAAAUUUUAUAACGCAAAAUAAAAAUAGAGAAUAACAUUAAUAAUAAAAUGUAUAAAAGGAUCCCGAAGUCAAAAGAAAAUAAAAUAUAUAAAUAAAAUUUUAUUUAAUAAUAUUAGAAACAAAAAUAAAUAAAAUUGCUACGGAAAAGAGACGGCGAUCAGGCACAAACAAGUGUAAGAAUAUGCGGGAAAUGAUAACUAAAUAGCACAAAACUGGAAGAGUGAAAAUUUUAAGUUAAAAACAUAAAUGGGAAAUUGCUUUCAAGAAGAGCGCCAUCAUCAUGAAGAGGAGUUUCAUUCACACACAGAAAAGCAUUCAUACUUACAUUCAUGCAUAACUAUCCAAUUCAAAGCGAAAAAUACUGAAUACCAAAAGAAAAGAGAAAAUCAAAUAAAUAUUGAAGAAGAAAAAAAAAACAAAAUAUAUAUUGUACGAAUAUAUAUAUAAAUAUAUAUAUAUAUAUAAUUACGAAUAUAUACAAUACACACUUUCAUACAUACAUUAUUUGUACAUGUAUUGAUGGAGUGAACCAUUAGAUGUAACCAUAAUUGAAAAUUAAAACAAAACAAAACAAAAAAAUGCUAAAAGAAAGAGAAUUCUUCUUAUUCAAUGAGAAGCUUAACCAAAUAUUUAAUUAAUUAUAAAAAAAAAACAAAACAAUAUGUAAAAAUGAAAAAUGAAAAUGAAGAAAUCAUAACAACAACAACUACACAUGCAACCGCUCCUACAACGACUGCCCGACUCGGCGCUGCAUUGAUACAUACAUACACAUCGUACUGAACGUAACUCCAGAUGCAGCAGACAGGUGCAAGUGGCAGCAGCGGUUGACGGCAGCAAAUUUACAUACAUACAUAGUUAAGGCGAAAGAUUUGGGAGGGAUAAAAAAGCCGCGAAACCAAAAACUUGCAAGUUUUUAUUUUUAUUUUUAAUAUUUUUUUUUAAUGUUAAUUAAUAAACGUAAAUGAGAAAUGAAUGAAAAAUGUUAAUAAUAAUAAAUUGCACAACUUAUCGUAAAUGAUAAAAAAAAAAACAACGCCAUAUACACAUAUACACGCACAGACGCUGGCACGCACACUCUCAAGUACAAGUUUACAUUUAAAGCGUGAGAAUGAGAAAGUUAAAAGAAAAAGAAAAAGAAAAAACGUGUGUAAAAUGCAAUAUAACGGUGCAUAUGUUGCAUAUGUUUAAAUAAAUGCACAUACACGCAAACACAUAUAAAAACAUAAAAAAAAUUGCAUGCGAAAAUGUAACGUAUGAUGGUUGCUAUAGAGUCAUAAACACAUACA